Molecule: messenger RNA, 1787 nt
Organism: Peromyscus eremicus (cactus mouse)
Lineage: Eukaryota; Metazoa; Chordata; Mammalia; Rodentia; Cricetidae
Gene: Trim38
Product: tripartite motif containing 38
Exons: 6
Coding region: 249-1655 (468 amino acids)
Molecular function (GO): protein binding; zinc ion binding
Source: RefSeq, a predicted model, not a curated record
AAAUGAUUAAACUUUUACCAGGUUGAAUGUAAAUGGCCAAAUGGGAUAGUGGCUCUUAUGAAAAUACCAUGAAACUGUUUAUGCAUCUUCUCAAUUCCAAUCUGCUUUUCUUUUCUAGAGACUUCAAACUUGUAAAACCAGCAGCAGCCAGUGACUGCACUUAUAUUUAGGUGAGGCGUACAUCUACCACUGUGGAAAAUAUUUCUCCACUUCUGUUUGCUUCGUUUGGAAACUACUCAGGAAAAGCCAUGGGCACAAGCAUUAGCACAAUAAAGAUGAUACAGAUCUCUUCUUGCUCCAUCUGCAAGGAACUGAUGUCUCACCCAGUGAGCAUCAACUGUGGACACAGCUAUUGCAAAUCCUGCAUACAGAGGGACUGUAACAAAGUCAGCUCAGAGACAGGACCGGGCUGUCCUUUGUGUGGGAGUCCAUUUAGUUUAGAGAACCUCCGGCCCAACAAGGAUCUGGAAAACAUAAUUGAUGUCAUCAAGGAGAUGGAAGAGGAGGGCAGUAAGAUGCUAUGUAAGGAUCAUUUAGAGAAGCUUGAUCUCUUUUGUGAAGAUGAGGGUCAGCUCCUCUGCUGGCGCUGUAAUUGGGAGGACAGGCACAAAGGUCAUGCCGUGGCUCUUGUGGGAGAUGUGUGCCAGGGCUACAAGGAAAAGCUCCAGGAAACUGUGAAAAAAUUGAGUGAACUCCAAGAAAACCACAGAGCUCAGCUAUGUCUCAUGACAAAACAAAUAAAGGCCUGGAAGGCUGCCAUAGAGGAUCAGAGGCAAAGAAUCCACUCUAACUUUGAGAAUCUCCGGCGUUUUCUACAUGAAGAAGAGAAGUCUUACCUUUGGAGGUUGGAGAAUGAAGGAGAGCAGGUGCUGAGGAGUCUGAAGGACGCUGAGGCCAAUCUACAGCAGAAGUAUGAGAAAACUGAAAGCCAAAUUCAGAAACUGGAGGCAAAAUGUGAGGGCCCAGCCCAGGAUAUACUACAGGAUGUGAAAAACACUUUGAGCAGGUUUGAGACUGUGAAGCUAGAACCAUGGAAGGCCGAACUCCCGAAGAUUCAGACUACAUGUAAUGUUUCUGAGCUUUACUUUGAUGUGAAGACAUUGUUAAGAUGCCACCAAGUCAGUGUGACUCUGGACCCAAGCACAGCCCAUCCUGACCUAACUCUGUCUAAAGAUCGAAGACAAGUGACUUACAAACGAUGCCACAAGAAUCUUGAGGCUUCUACCGAGAGAUUUUAUGUUUUACCCUGUGUCCUGGGCUGUAAGGACUUUACUUCAGGAAGAUACUACUUCGAAGUGUCUGUUGAGAAUGCAACCACUUGGGAUGUGGGAGUCUGUAUAAAGGAUGUGCCAAGGGACUUUGACAUGAAGAAGGAGCCUGAGUUUGGAUUCUGGACCAUCAAGAUGUGUAAAAAGGAUGGCCUUGGAGCUCUCACUUCUACCCCUACUUCCCUUCAUCUGAGUGAGAAGCCCCAGCUGGUGGGAGUUUUUCUAGACUAUGAGGCUGGGGUUGUAUCCUUUUACAAUGUGACCUCCGGCUCCCACAUCUUCACCUUCCCCAAGGCUUCCUUCCGGGAUACUCUGAGGCCCUUUUUCCAGGUUUAUGAACAUUCUCCUUUGUUCCUGCCUGCCAGAAAUGAUCAAGGGACGGGGUAAAGUCCUCACGGUGAAGGCAUCACAGAAAAUACAUAAAUCCCACAAGGCAGAAACUUGAAUGUUUUCCUUCACCACUGUCCCAAUGCUUUGGAUGAACCUUCAAUAAAUGUGCAUUGAUUUGAUUGUUGGAAA